This is a messenger RNA of Micropterus dolomieu (smallmouth bass), 1640 nucleotides long. RefSeq names its product catechol O-methyltransferase domain-containing protein 1-like. Gene Ontology annotation, molecular function: O-methyltransferase activity; S-adenosylmethionine-dependent methyltransferase activity. The record is from RefSeq and is a predicted model, not a curated record. The transcript is spliced from 7 exons. Bases 68 to 841 code for a protein of 257 amino acids. NCBI's taxonomy places the organism in Eukaryota, Metazoa, Chordata, Actinopteri, Centrarchiformes, Centrarchidae.
GCCAACGCGGAAGCGCUUAAACAAGUGGUCAGUUUAAUCGCGUGGUAUCAUAAUCGUCGAUAAAGCGAUGACUUUUCGUAACAUUUCCAAAGAGGCACUGGUUGGAUCAAUCACACUGGGACUUGUUUUUGUCGUCGGUUAUCUCUUUGGGAAAAAGAAAUCUUCCAGAAUGAGCAUCUCCAAAAGUCAUUGCGGGGGAAAAGACAACCCACUGAUGCAGUACGUCCUCAAUCACUCCAUGAGGGAGCAUCCAGUCUUGAAAAACCUCAGACUGAGGACAAUGGAAGACCCCUGGCACAUCGCGAUGGUUGCCUGUGAGCAGUCCCAGUUCAUGGCCAAUCUGGCAAAGCUAAUAAAAGCCAAGAAAGCAAUAGAGAUUGGAGUAUACACAGGUUACAACACACUGAACAUGGCUUUGGCUUUGCCUGACGAUGGAGUUGUGGUGGCAUGUGAUAUCUCUGAAGACUACGCCAACAUUGGCAAACCCUUCUGGAAAGAGGCCGGUGUCGAGCAAAAAAUUGAUCUACGCAUACAGCCAGCAUCGAAAACUCUAGAUGAUCUCUUGUCUGAUGGCCAGGCUGAAACAUUUGACUUUGUCUUCAUUGAUGCAGACAAAGUUAGCUAUGACAUCUACUUCGAAAAGUCUCUGAAACUGUUGAGGAAAGGGGGCAUCAUUGCUAUUGAUAAUGUGCUGUGGGGUGGUAAGGUGCUGAAUCCGUCUCAUGACGAUGCAGACACUCUGGCCAUUGACAAGCUCAACAAGAAGUUGCACCGAGAUGCUCGAAUCAGCCUGAGCAUGCUCACCGUGGGAGAUGGGCUCACACUGGCUAUCAAACUAUAGGAUGGGUGUCUGAUAAGUGUAAAGAUUUGUAGGCUAUGGUAGUUAACACUGUGAUUCUGUAUUCUUAAAGCUAGGUGAAUUAUUUGAGGGGUAUAUGAUGGUGAAACAUACUGCACGUUAGUGAUCAACCAAUUUGGGCUCUUUAAUGGCUGAUGCCAAUAUUUAAGAGAGCAGGGCAGCCGAUGGCCAAUUUAUAAUACCAAGAUCAAAACAAAGAGAAGUCAUGUAUGAUUCCAUUUAUCUAUAGAGAAUACAAUCUAAUAUACAUUAUCUUAGCCAGUAACAUAUUGUUUUAGAUUACAUUAUUAUUAAUGAAAUAGAAAAAUACAUUGGGUUAUGUGGGGGUAGUUUGGCAGAAGAGACAUCAUUCAACUGCAUUAUUCUCUAUAGUAGAACACUAGCGUUAGAGAAACAUAUUAACAUUUAGGAAAGAGGACAUGAACAGCAGCCACACUUGACAAGGCUGCCUGCAGAUGUGUCCGCAGACCAUAGCCGCAGACGUCUUUAUCAGCCUGUGGUCAGGCGUCGGCCAGUGCCGAUUCUCUCAAAAGGCCAGAUAUCGGCCAACCAAUGAAUAAUCACUACAAAUAGGACUGCUGUAUGUAGUAUCAUCUGGGGUCAUGUCACUAGAGGUUAAUUUGGAAUGUAUGGAACAUUGUAUUUUUUACUUCAAUGUAAUUUCAAUGCCAGUUUUAUUAUUUUAGUAUCUGUAAUAAUUUACUGACUGUUUAUUUUACAGUUAUAAGACAAAGUGGAGCACUUGAAUAAAACACUGAAUAAACUUGAUUUUAAAACAAGA